Messenger RNA from Plectropomus leopardus (leopard coralgrouper), 5875 nucleotides. RefSeq names its product espin like a (gene espnla). Lineage: Eukaryota; Metazoa; Chordata; Actinopteri; Perciformes; Serranidae. The record is from RefSeq and is a predicted model, not a curated record. Gene Ontology annotation, cellular component: cytoplasm. Gene Ontology annotation, biological process: actin filament bundle assembly. Gene Ontology annotation, molecular function: actin filament binding.
AAAAGCAAUGAGUAACUUCGUGAGAAAUGUCCUGCAGAUUGCAAGAAACUAGAUUUAGAAAAAAAAAAUGAAGCUGUAAGAAAAGUCUGUUCACCCAUAUAUAUAAUUAUCAUAAUCAUGUAUUUAAAAUGAGGUUACUUAAUUAUUUAUAUUUCUUAAGCACUAUUUCUUAAGUCACAUCACUGGCCUUUUUAACUUGCCAAUUUUGGCUAAUUUUCUUGCCUUUGUUUUUUUUAAACGUAACACUUUUUUGUGUUAAUAAUCAGGUAAUUUCGUUGUACUUUUUUCACAUAUUUAGUGCUAUUUUUGGUAAUUUCUUAUUAAGUUGCUUAUUGCCUUCUGUCAAGUUUCAAAGGGUUAACUCCUUGAUCAAAACACAAUUUACUAAGUCAGGCGCCCAGGAACAUUGCUCAGUUUUUACCCUGUGGACUCUUGCAGUAUUGCAGCAAAUAAAAUCCCCUGCAGCCAAAAAAAAACAUUUUCCCCAUAGAGCACCAUUAUAUAAGAGACGUCUGUAAAACUUUUGACGGGACAACUUGAACUGUAAACAAGGUCAGUUAUGUCCUUUUAUCAUUUUUCCAUGGAUGACUUCUGUGCAGCAUCAGUUUCCAGUGACAUCGCAGUCUGCAGAGACAGAGACUUUGAUUCAACUCGGCUGAAUCCUGGACGUUGCGAUUCAGCCAGGAGGCUCUUUACUUACAUGCAGAUCUGCCAGAGCAACUCUGGUAAGAGAAGGAGAGGAGGCGAGCACUUUAUGUUGAAUAAGGACUGUUGUGUCGGUGGAAAUGUGAGGUGCUUUCAAUCUGCUGUGCAGCACUGCUGUACACGGUGCAGAGGUAGCUGCAGAGUGGAGUCGCCGCACAUGUUCGAGAGUACCAACCGUACGACUGUUUUGUUGAAGUCGGGAUGCCGGACAGUUAAAUCAUUUCAUAACCAGAAACCACAGAUUACCAAAACUUUUUGGAAACAUGAACAAUUAGCAGCCAAAGAUGCAAGAAGAUGCAAAACGGGAUCAAACAUCUCACUGGAGGUGUACUGUGAAUAAUUCCAUGUGACAAAUAAAUUAAUUGAUUUUAUAUUUAUACAACUGUCUUUGAGCUGAGAGGAGUGACCUAAAAACCUGCGUAACGUCCUUGUGGGAUCUUGCAGAUGGGGCCAGUGAAAGGAACGCUCAGGGCGCGCUAAUGUUCGAGCAAAAAUGCAUGUAUUUGAGAAGUUUGUAAACAGAUUUUUUUAAUCUAGUUUUACUGUUAAAUGUGGGCUUGAAGAAUGUUCUCCCCUUUUUGGAUUCUCCGUUUACUGCAGAGGCAUGCCAGAAAAUAUUUUCUUUACAAAAUCAAGGAAAAACAGUGAAUACGUGAUAUAAAAAUUGGGUUUAUUUGCUGGUGAAGUAUUCUUUUAUAAAAAUAAAUGUGCAAUGGUUGACACAUGUCCUUUUGCCAUAAAUCGAGCCGUCACACUCAGUGGCAGACAGAAUUGCGUAAUAAAAGCCGAGGUGUUUUAUUUAGGGAACCAGUCUUGACUCCAUAGGUAUCAUUAUUCUGAAGCCAUCACAUUGUGCAAUCAACAUUGACUUCAUAAUAAUAAGUUAAAGCAAAAUCAUGUCUGUUGCCACUUUAGCCGGCCAUGUAAAAUGGUUGAAAUAUUUAAUAUAAAUAAUAAAAAAUGGAAGAAGUUGAAGUGACCUGAGGGGUGAUGAUGUUAUGGAGAGAUGACUGUACUCAGCUUCCACCACGUCAUAUGAGGAGCUAAUCAGCUAAUUGGAGUCAGGCUGACAUGUAUGCCCAUUAUUGACAUAAAAUAUUAACAUAUUAAUAUUUUUCUAAUCAAUUGAGAGAAAGAAAAAUGUAUAUGUGGAUUCUAAUCUUGCAAAUGUAACGUGUUCAGUCAUCCCCGCUGAGAUGAAUUUUUAAAAUAGUUGUAAAAAAUAACACUCAUUGUAAUCCACCAAGCCUUGGCUCCGACUUCUCCCAUUACUUAAGUUUCCGUGCCGCCUCAGCUCCCCCAUCUCCAGUGAAGCGUGGGUGCGUGUGCCAGCAUAUGGUCACUGCCACACAAAGGAGAGCAGGAGGCCACGAGUGCUGCGCCUCCACCCGUCUUUCAUUACCUUUCUAUCUCACUGGCUCUGACCCCCUCCUCUCUCCCCAACAGCCGUGCCCGCCAGCUGGCUGCCGCUCAGGUGUCACUUUCCUGGCUCUGGAAGAGGCAAUGAGUGCAUGAGUUUUUGUUAUUGAAUGAGCAUGAGCGAGAAAGAGAUGGUAAUGUGGUGGGAGCCAAAGAGCUCCGGGGAGCUUGUUCUGCAUGCCAUAACUGACUCGUAGCAGCCAGGGAUGGUGCUGCAUCGGGCCAUCCAGGCUGCUCGAGCAGGGGAUCUUUCCACCCUGAAGGAGCUGGCAUCCUCUGGUCACCUCUCACCUGUCAUCACAGAUGCUCAAGGUGCAGGCCCGGUGCACCACGCGGCCAGGUGUGGACGCCUGGAGUGCCUGCAGUUCCUGGUGAGCGAGCUGGGGCUGGUAGCUGACGCCCGGGCCUCAAACAGAGCCACGCCAGCACAUGAUGCAGCAGCUACUGGCCACAUCCGGGAGCUGCAGUGGCUGAUAGACCAGGGAGGCUGCAACAUUGAGGAUAGAGAUGCUGCUGGUGCCACUGCGCUCCACCUGGCCGCCCGGUUCGGGUGUGUGGAGGUCAUAAAGUGGCUGCUGUCUGUCGGAGGCGUGGCCGAGGUGCAGACAAACUGUGGAGCCGUACCUGCUCACUAUGCUGCAGCCAAUGGGGACCUCACCUGUUUAAAACUACUCAUACAGCAGGCACCGGGGUGUGUGAACCACCAGACCGUCCUCGGUGCUACUCCGCUCUAUCUGGCCUGCCAGGAAGGACACCUGCACGUCGCUGAGUACCUUGUGAACGCCUCCGGGGCUGACGUCCACCUGAGGGCCCACGAUGGCAUGACCUGCCUGCACGCUGCUGCUCACAUGGGCCACCAGGCUGUGGUGGUGUGGCUGGUGACCUGCACUGAUGUCAGCCUGUCCUGCCAGGACAGAGACGGAGCGACUGCUCUGCACUUUGCUGCCAGCAGAGGGCACUAUUGUAUCUUGGAGAGGCUGCUGCACAUGGGUUCAAAGGUCAUCAAGGACUACUGGGGAGGGACUCCGCUUCAUGAUGCUGCAGAGAAUGGAGAGCUGGAGUGCUGUAAAAUCCUGUUGGCCAAUCAAGCGAGCCCCUCAGAUCAAGAUGUUGAUGGGUUCACAGCAGCAGACUUGGCAGAGUACAAUGGACACCAUGAAUGUGCCAGAUAUCUCCGUGCCAUGGAGAAAAAUACAGCCUGUGCAGAAAAGCCCAUCGAGGUGAUUUCUGAAGAAGAGGUGAAGGUGAAGCCGGCCGUGUUGUUGCAGCGCAGCAGGGAGGAGGAGGACUACUACGGCUGCCUGAGUGACACAUGCAGGGACACUUACAGCACUGACACACCCAUGGAUAGUCUAAAGCAACCCGAGAGUGAGGAGUCCCCGCAGGCGAGAUACCCUCAGCCUCCGUCUGCGCCUCCUUCACCGUCUGACUCAUCCACACCGGCCUCAUCAGAGAGAAACGCUGUCAACAGGAUAGAGCAGGUUCAUAUUGCAACGUCUGUUAUUAAAGGUUUCAAUCAGACCAAAGCCACCGGGAGUGAGAAAAACAUCUCUGCUGAUAAGAUGAUGUUGCCUGAUGCAAACCUGCUGGCUGAGAGAAAACUUCUUGGCAACAUGAAGUCCAUUCAAUCCUUAAAACAAUCAGGAAUAUCAGGAGUCUUCACUGGACAAGCAAACAAGAUGGUGGUCCUGCCCACUGAGGAGGCCAACCUGUCGGACAUCGACUACCUGGUGCCCACUCACGACGAGAGAGGCCGUCCCAUCGCUGAGUGGAAGAGGCAGGUCAUGGUGAGACAGCUGCAGGCCAGGCUGCUGGAUGAGGAGGAUCAGAGGAGGAAGGAAAAUGGGAACAGAUAUGCCAAAGUCAGCUGGAGGUACUCCCAAGCCCACAACGCGAUCCUGGGCCCCUCUGGUGAGCUGCUGACUGAGGAUGACCUCAUCUAUGUGGAGCAGCAGAUUGCCAACGUCUCCAUGCAGAGGAACUGCGAAGGCUACGAGCUGGAGCUGGCUCGUCUGGCCGAGGAGCUCCGGCACAUCCUGCCGGCCCCCAUCGUCAACAUCACCGCCAACACGCAGUUCAGAAACUUCUCGAGUCAGGUUCCUCUCCCUUUGUGGUGCGGCCGCAUCUCGGGCAUCGUAAAGAGCAUGUCUCUGCUCAUGACCAACCUGACGGACCAGCCCUACUGCAAGAUGCCCAACACCGACCUGAUCACCGUCUUCUCUCAGACGCCGCACAGACAGAACUCCACCAGGGGACGCAGGGAGAGGAUAGAGGAUGAAAUCCAUCAGUUCGGAGUGUCAGUGAGGACUCUGAAGUCCAAUUUUGAGACACAGAACUCACCUUUGUCAGACGAGCCCGAGGAGGCGGUCGUGUUGAGUUCUUCUACUCAGCUUGAGACCACCGAGUCAGAAAAAGAGCCCAAAGACUUGAGUCCGGCCCCAGAAACAGACCAGAACAGUGACUCCGGCAUCGACUACGACGAAAACGUUGCAGAUGUUCUGGAGACCACCAGCCUCAGAAAGGAGCGUAUAGUCGUACUGUUUUUAGGCCACUGGAAGAAGUCUGCCUACACGGUGACGCUGAAGAGCAAAGACGCAGCAGAGAGGAAGAUGAGCGGCGGGAACUCGGGGACAGGCAACGAAAAAUCAGGGUUGGACCGCAGGAGCAGCGUGGAGAGCGCCCAGUCGAAGAUGAUGAACAGCUCUCUGGGACAUUUCUUCAAGCAGAGGAGCGCCGUCAACAAGAUGCUGGGAAACUGGAGGAGCAUGAUCUCCAGCGUCCCGUCCAGACAGAUCCGCAGGCUCCACAGGCAGCAAGCCCUCUACUCCCCGGAGCAGUUCCUACCUCGUCUGGAAGGCGUCCUGGUGGAGUACGACAACCUGACCUUGGACCUCUUCAUGCUGGGCUACUUCCACAUCCUGGAGCUGGAGCUUCCUGUGGACGAACGCAAAAUGAGACACCUUCUGUGUUUCGAGGUGUUCGACCACGUGGGGAGCUUUCCCUGGGAGCUGGUCCGGGACUUCCACAAGGCCGUCAUCCAGGACAUCGAGGCUGGGAACCGCGAGUGGAAGGACGGCUUCGAGGACAUUAAAGUCAAGUUCUUUGGAAACGCAGCGAGUCAGUCUGAAAGCACUGUAGAGGUGGCGAAACACAUCCUCCCAGAGGUUAGACAGGUCCCGAAGGUCAUUGUGCAGACACCCACGCCAGAUGAGGGGAUGCUCCACGGUGGAACCGACAUUUCCAGUUUCAGCAACGAGGAAAUUUGUAAAUACAUCGACCGCAGUUUUGCUUUUUGGAAAGAGAAGGAGGCAGAGAUUUUUGAUUUUGAGUAGUGUCAUGUUUUUGAUAUUUUUUUGUAUUGUUUGUAGUUAGAUUACAUUCGGGCUGGGUAUCAGACCUAAAAACUGUUUGAGUUGUGAGUGGUUUUAAUGGUCUAUCAAGUAAAGAAAACUAGAACAGCCAGACUCCAAGCCAUGUUUACUUAUUUUGUAAAUUUUAUACUUUAAUUUUAUUGUGUUAAACCAUCAAAGUCUAAUGCAUUUCACAAGUUUGGAUGUCGUUGUUAAAUUUAAAAACAAUUUUUAUGUUUCUAUAUAGUAAUAAAAGGAUUUUAGUUAAUAUUUUGGUACUGUUGUUCAAGCUUAGGUGUCAAAUUGGCAAAAUAUUUCAAACCAUACCCAGCCCUAUCACAAAAGCCAGAAUGCCUAAAAUGCUAGUGUGUGUUUCUGAGAGUAAAAACUCACUGACAAGA